UGAGACUGAUGUCAGUAGUCUAGACAGAACUUAUGUUUUCUACAAAAAGCCUAAAGAAACAAAUGUCGACGUACAUGGAGAAGAUUCUGUCAGCAAGCAAACCUUGUCAGUCCCGCCUACCUUGUCAGCCCCCCCUACCUUGUCAGCUACUCCUACCAAGUGUGUCAGCUGUAUUGACAACCUGAUUGCAAGUUAUCAGUGCUUGGAAUGCCCAGACGAUCCAUUCCUCUGUGAUCUUUGUGCAGGAGCGCAUAGAAGAGUUCGACUGACAAAUAGCCAUAUUCUGCAGAAAGUUGGUUUUAACCUGGACAGUCCUUCAAGUGUUUGCUCUGAGAUACAGAACUGGAUCCACCCAUACUGGAUCCCAGGCUUAUCAACAUAUUUCCUAGUAGAUCAGAAGCUAUCUGAAGACGACCACAAGAUUAGUGCUAACUUUUGUGAGAAGCUUAAAACAAGUCUAGCUGGCUACAAAUCCAGGUAUCCUCAGAGUAAAAAGUUUGAUGGGGAGUCCGCUAAAACUUCUCUUAUUCAUUUCAUCAAUGGUCUCAUGAAAGAUUCUGAUUCUGCUGAAACCCCGGGAGCUAGAACUUGUUUUCUCAUCAGCGAGUUGGUGAAAAAUGGCCUAAUUCAGGCAGGAUACUUUAUCGAAGUGGAAACCCUAGAAGCAAUGAAAAAACUUAUCAAAUCUGAAAGUGUGAUCGUGCAGGAAGCUUGUUUGCUUGCAAUCCUGGCAAUGUUAAAGGAGGUGACUGACCUGAAAGCUCCCUUUAGUUUUCACAAAAUCAAAUAUCUAGAGAAUGAUAUUAGGAGAGUGACAAAACUGACGUUUAAUAAAGAGGACUUACACCGGAUUAACGAGCUCUCCACGAAGAUAACACUUUUGUUUGAUCAUGAAUUUAAUUCUUAAAUUAGAGAUUAUAUAAAUAAUAUAAUCAUGGUAGAACUUAUUUAAGAAUAUGUGUUCUCGUUUAUAAAUGACAAAUUCAUAUUAUAUACUAUAUGAUUACUUUAUAAAGUAAGAUUUAAUAGUUAUUACUUGUUUUAUUUGUUGAAUACGAUUAUCUAGUUUUAUACAUGUGACUUCAAAUUAUGAAAUAUAUUAAUGUGAGCAG
Messenger RNA from Eurytemora carolleeae, 1112 nucleotides. RefSeq lists its product as uncharacterized. The record is from RefSeq and is a predicted model, not a curated record. NCBI's taxonomy places the organism in Eukaryota, Metazoa, Arthropoda, Copepoda, Calanoida, Temoridae.